This is a messenger RNA of Gymnogyps californianus (California condor), 795 nucleotides long. Its product is annotated as cysteine-rich venom protein TEL1-like. Gene Ontology annotation, cellular component: extracellular region. Bases 1 to 795 code for a protein of 264 amino acids. The transcript has 8 exons. Lineage: Eukaryota; Metazoa; Chordata; Aves; Accipitriformes; Cathartidae. The record is from RefSeq and is a predicted model, not a curated record.
AUGCAAGUGAAAAGAGAAUUUGCUUUUCUUCUUUGGUUUAAUCUCCCUAGAGAAAUGGAUCUACUAACUGCAAUCAUUUUCCUCGCUGCUUUGCUACACCAAUCUGAUGGACAGGGUUUUCAGUAUAAACAAAUGGACAAUUCCUUCUUUCCUCAUUUUAAGUUUCAAAACCAAGAACAGAUCCUUAAGCAACACAAUGAAAUACGGAGAUCUGUAAUUCCCACAGCCAGGAACAUGCUGAAGAUGGUGUGGAGUGAGAAAGCUGCCAAAAAUGCUCAGCAAUGGGCAAAUAAGUGUGGGAUGAAAAUCAGUCCAAGAGAUCAGAGAGUCAUUAAUGGUGUCACCUGCGGUGAGAACGUAUUACUAUCAUCUUACCCAAGAACAUGGGCUGAAGCAAUUAAAGUCUGGUACAGUCAGUCCUCCAAGUUCAAGUACGGAUUUGGAGCAACCACGAAAAAUGUCAAUAUUGAGAACUAUACUCAGCUAAUCUGGUACAACAGUUACCAGAUAGGAUGUGCAGUUGCCUACUGUCCUAAGAACCAGUUCAAUUACUUUUAUGUUUGCCAAUACUGUCCUUCAGGAAAUAAUAUAAUGCAAAUAGCUACACCUUACAAAAGCGGACCAAAAUGUGCAGACUGUCCUGGCCACUGUGACAGAGGGCUUUGCACCAAUCCUUGCAAGUAUCAAGACCUCCUUGGAAACUGCAGAAAUCUGAAAAUCUUGUUUAGCUGUAACCAUUCAGUGGUGAAGGAGAAGUGCCCUGCUACCUGUAGAUGCACCGCUCAAAUCAUAUAA